Molecule: messenger RNA, 2000 nt
Organism: Physcomitrium patens
Lineage: Eukaryota; Viridiplantae; Streptophyta; Bryopsida; Funariales; Funariaceae
Product: synaptotagmin-1
Cellular component (GO): endoplasmic reticulum
Molecular function (GO): lipid binding
Source: RefSeq, a predicted model, not a curated record
GAAAAGCCAUGACCAUGACAUUCUGCUUGGUGCCCAAUCACGUUUUUCACUGCCAUGCAACACCAACUUCCUCCUCGUCGCCCUCCGUUUCCAAUUUUCUCGUCAUAAUUGUGAAACUUUGACUGCACGUCGACUUAUAGAUAAUCGUCACGAUUUGAGAGAGAGAGAGAGAGAGAGAGAGAGACCCUAUUUUAUAUAAUGGGGAUCGUUGGUACGAUUCUUGCAUUAGUGGGGUUUGGAUGGGGCAUGAGCAUUGGACUAGGGAUCGGAUACUUCCUCUUCAUCUACAUGCAGCCUGCUGAAGUGCAAGAUCCUAUCAUUCGUCAACUGGGAGAGUUGGAUGCACGGUCCUUGGAAGAGCUGCUUAACGAAAUUCCUCUAUGGGUGAAGAAUCCAGACUACGAUCGGGUCGAUUGGUUAAACAAGUUCUUGAAGGACAUCUGGCCCUGUCUUGAAAAGGCGAUUUGUAAGAAGCUUCGAAAGAAAGCACAGCCUUACAUUGAUAAAUAUGGUUCGAAGUAUAUGAUGAACUCUAUCGACUUCGAGUCGCUUACCUUGGGGACACUUCCUCCUACUUUUGUUGGUAUGAAAGUUUACGAUACCAAGGAAAGGGAGAUAAUUUUCGAGCCUUCCUUCAAGUUCGCUGGAAAUCCAAAUAUAAUUAUUGCUGUGAAAGCUUUUGGCUUGAAAGCAACAGUGCAGCUUGUAGAUGUGCAGGCUUUUGCAACAGCGAGAAUCACACUAAAGCAUUUGGUUCCCAUGUUCCCUUGUUUCUCAAAAGUAGUCAUCUCUUUAAUGGAUAAGCCUCACAUAGAUUUUGGUCUGAAGCUGUUGGGUGGGGAUGUCAUGGCAAUUCCUGGUCUUUACGGUUUCGUUCAGGAUACUAUCAGAGAUCGUGUUGCUGAAAUGUACAUGUGGCCAAAGACAUUAGAAAUUCCUAUAAUUGAUGAUCACAGUGCUGCGAAGAGGCCAGUGGGAACAGUUGAGGUGAAAAUUAUUCGAGCUAGGAACCUGUUGAAGACGGACUUCAUGGGCAAAGCUGACCCAUACGUUAAAAUCCGCUUGGUUAACAGUGUGCUUUCGAAGACAACACGCACAAAGGCGAAUACAUUGAACCCUGAAUGGCAUGAGAUUUUCAAGCUUCCGGUUCAGGACCCCAAAUCACAAUCUCUUGAGCUGGAAGUUUUUGACUGGGAGAAGUUAGGAGCACACGAGAAAAUGGGAAUGCAGAUCGUGCCAUUAAAGGAUUUGGUGGACGACGAGCCGAAAUCGUUUACUUUGCCUUUGGUUAAGAACGUGGACCCUAACGACGAAGCUAACUCUAAGAAAUCCCGAGGCGACAUUGUUUUUGAAAUGACUUUCAAGGCUUUCAAGGAAGAUGACAAUGAGGCAGAUAUUGCAGAGGAAUCACACAGCGCGUCAGAGAGCGUACCUCAUCAUGGAGGUGUCCUGUCGGUCACAGUCCAUCAGGCUGAGGAAGUGGAAGGCAAGCAUCACACCAAUCCCUUCGUGGAGUUGCAUUUUCGUGGGGAUAAAAAGAAAACUUUGGUGAUCAAGAAGAGCACAGAUCCAAGUUGGGAGCAAGAAUUUUCUUGGCAACUGGACGACUCCCCAAUUAGUGAUAGCCUGCACGUUGAGGUUCUUAGCAAGCGCUCAAGCAUGAAUCUAUUUCAUCGUCAGGAGUCUUUGGGGUAUGUAGACAUUCCUCUUCAGGACGUAGUGAAUAACAAGACCAUCAACGAAAAGUUUCAGCUGGUGGACUCUCCUGGAAUGAUUCAACUGGAGCUAACCUGGAGGAUUUCGUAGGACGUUACUGGGAAGUAAAUGUAGGAACCCAACCUUUCUAGCUGUAGGUAGUUAUUCAUCACAUGUAGAUAUUACUGAGUCGAAAACCUCACUAGGUGGUUAAGCUAGCAAUUCCUGCGUUGUUCAUAUCCCCUUGUAUUAUUGUAGGCCUUAGGACUUGCAAUAUUGAGAAUCAUGUUUCGAGGCUCACUAUA